Messenger RNA from Benincasa hispida (wax gourd), 985 nucleotides. Its product is annotated as tetraspanin-15. The record is from RefSeq and is a predicted model, not a curated record. Gene Ontology annotation, biological process: auxin-activated signaling pathway. Gene Ontology annotation, cellular component: membrane. NCBI's taxonomy places the organism in Eukaryota, Viridiplantae, Streptophyta, Magnoliopsida, Cucurbitales, Cucurbitaceae.
AUGGCAGAGAACAACAACAACAAUGGCAACGCAGUUGCAGAGGAAGCCGGCGCAAUAGUGGCGGUAGUAGAAGAGAAGCCUCCUUGCAAAGACAAAGAAUUAGGCGGCGGCGGAGAGGAUAUUAUUCCGGCAGCGAGUAAAAACAAGAACCCAUUUCUCGAAAUAAACAACUUGGAGAAGAUAUUAGCUACAUUGACGCUAAUACUGUCAAUUCCAGUAUUGGGAUUUAUUGUGUGGAUAUUUUACGUGAGAGAUUCAGAGUGUGAGAGCAUUUUGAAGCUGCCGAGUUUCCAGAUAGGGAUUGGAGUUGGUUUAAUUUUCUUGUUUCUUAUUAGCAAUGCGGUGGUUUUUCUGAGGUCACGGUACCCUGUUCUGGGGCUUUUGAUUGUGAUGGUGCCGUUGUUGCUGAUAUUCAUAAUUGGGCUUGCGCUUGUGGGGGCUUAUAAAAUGGAGAGCCGGUCCGUGGCUGCUUCACCCAAGUGGCUGAGGUUGAAGGUGUUCAAUGAAGCUCACUGGCAAGAUAUCAAGUCUUGUAUUUAUGAUACAGGGGCUUGUGAUGAUUUGAUCUCUAGAACUCUCAUGCUUAAGUCCUAUGAUUUUAGUCUCAAGAAACUCUCUUCCAUUGAGUCUGGGUGCUGCACGCCAGCAACAAUAUGCGAAAUGGAAUAUGUAAAUGCAACAUUUUGGAAGAAAAAGGAAGGAGGAAUAGUGGAUCCAACAAACCCAUACGACAGUGAUUGCAAUUUAUGGGACAACGACAGAGGGAAUUUAUGCUACAAUUGUGUUUCAUGCAAAACAGGGUUUCUCAACACUCUGCAAGCUAAAUGGUGGAAGCUUGGUGUUUUUCUCAUCAUUGCCUCUCUUUUACUCUUCAUCUCUCAUCUCAUCUUGUUCCUCUCCUCUGUCUUCAAACAGUUCCGAACUUAGUUAAUUACCACUUCAACUUCAACCUCAACUUCAACGACAUCAACAACCAUUUCUUGGC